Nomia melanderi (Alkali bee) is the source of this 2726-nucleotide messenger RNA. It is a transcript of the gene Atg13, whose product is annotated as Autophagy-related 13. The record is from RefSeq and is a predicted model, not a curated record. Gene Ontology annotation, cellular component: cytosol; phagophore assembly site; Atg1/ULK1 kinase complex. Lineage: Eukaryota; Metazoa; Arthropoda; Insecta; Hymenoptera; Halictidae. Gene Ontology annotation, biological process: piecemeal microautophagy of the nucleus; mitophagy; autophagosome assembly.
AUAUAGACUAUAGACAACUACGACAGGAAUGUGCUAGGAACUUGUAAAUUACCCUCUCCAUAGUACCUACCUUACCAUCCGUUGGACUAGAAUUGUCAGCUGGUUUUUCUUAUGUGCAAUGAAGAGCACAAAGUUGUUUAAGCUUGGGCAAUUCUUCGAAUAGAAAUAGUAGGGGAACCGCUGAUUGAGAGUCACUAACUUGUAGGACGUCGAUUCGACAUCCCUCUUUAAAUGAAUAGUCGAUUUUGCCUAGUUCUAUACACGAGACGUAGAGUGUAAAUCUAUAGUGUUAAAUAAUAUAACACGAUGUAAGUUCGCCUUAGCAGUACCAAGCGAAUUCAUUGUGCAACCUACUACAUUUUGUUCAACGGUGUAUUAUUCAUAAAAAGAGAUACUCAAAUUAUCAAUUGAUUCGAAUAUUUUCGAGUUUGUUGCUAUAUUAAAUCAACGGUGACCUGGAUUCUAUGCAGAAUAAAGUUGAAUCGACCCAUUAUACAUAACCUGUUAUACAGCUGUACGCAGUACAAUGCAACGAUAUGAUGACCAUGCUGUUGUCAAAUUAUUGUUUUUCGGUUGGAGUUCUUACAUUAGGAACCCAUAAGAAAACUUGGAAUUGUUGGCUGAUUCGCGUGCGAUGAUUCACACGUGCGAGUAUCAAAAACAAUCACACAAUGUAAUUUUAAAGACAGUUAAAGGGAAUGUUUUGGUAUAUUCAAAAUUUUAUUCAGUUUAGUGAUGUCUGUAGUUCCCAUUCAGUAAGUGUGUUUGUUUAAAAGAAAUUGUGAGAAACAAUUAACACUAAAAUGUCUACGUUAAAACUGAGUAUGCAAGAUAAAAGAGACUUGGAUAAGUUUACUAAAUUCUUGGCAUUAAAAGCUGCUCAAAUUAUAGUGCAGUCGAGGUCAGGUGAAAAGGUCAGCACAAAGUGCAAGCCAAAUUCAUCUGGAACAGAUUGGUUCAAUUUAGCUAUUCAAGAUGUACCAGAAGUGUUGGCUGAAGCUAAGAGGGCAUUAUAUGGGGAAAUAGUUAAUUCAACUACACCUCUUUGUAUCGAAAUCUCUUUGAGAACUGUUGAAGGUGACACAAUGGUUUUAGAAACAUGGAGUCUUUGCGUUUUGCCUGAACAUAGUGAUCCUACUAUAAGAGUAACAUAUACAGUAUAUAACAGAAUGGGCAUUUUAUUGAAAUCUUUAUUGUCUAUAUCAAGAAUUACUCCUGCUUAUAAAUUGAGUAGAAGACAAGGCCCAGAAUCCUAUGUUAUUUGUUAUAGAAUUUAUAUGGGAGAGCCACAAUUACAUACUUUAGGUGAUAAUUAUAAAAAUGUUAGAGUAGGUCAAUUGUGCACACCUGUGGGCACAAUUCAUUUAUCAGUAUCAUAUAGAACAAAGAUGACUAUUUCUCCAACUCAUACUGGUCGUGAUUCAAUAAUGUUGAAAAGUGAUCAUUUUCAUUCAGAUUUAAGUCCUCGCCAUACAAGGUAUCAACAGAGUGAAGAAACAUCAAAGUCUCUCAGUGAUACAAUUAAAGUAGGAGCAUUUGUAGUCAAUAAACCUGUUACAGUUAACGAGGAAGAUUUUGUUAUACCAGAUGUACCUUUUAGUUCUUUAUUAACUCCUAGACAAACUUCACCUCCGCCUGUUACGGUAGCUGAAGUUACAAAUACAAAGACUGCGGUAACGACUACCACAACGGAUAGCAGCAAUGGAAAUAAUGAAAGACUUACAAAUGAUAACACAACAUCAAAGUGCAACUCACAGAAUGGAUCUAGGAGAAGUAGUUGCUCAAUGACCAGUGCGAACGACGAUUUUAUUAUGGUAGAUUUGAAAACACCUUUUGCUGUAACGAAUACUAAUAGUGAUUUAGGAGCAUUUUAUCGUGAAUGUCAAAGUGCACCACAACUUCAAGCUUUUAUGGAGGAAACAACACUCGCUGAACAAGUAGGGGGAGAUCUUACUAAACAGUUGGAAACAUUCGAAACAAAUAUGCGACGAUAUGAGGAUAUUCUGUCAUCCUUAUGUCAUACAGAAAAUAAUAACUAAUAUUAUUAUCGAAUUAUAUAAUGUUAGGUGCUUUGACAAGAAAUGUAAUUCUAUACAGACAAUGUAUAGCAUUGUGUCCUAGAUUUAAGUAAAUUUUCAUUACACGAAGUUAAUACUACUUGAACAAAAGUAUUUUAAUGACAUUUCAUGCUAAAUGCUAUCAACGCUUACGAUCGCUUACAAAUUGAAUAAAAAUUUUGAAACAAGAUAUAUCUAUAGAAUACAAAAGUAAUAAUCGUUCACUCAUAAAAAGUGAACACAGUAAAAAAUUGUCAAUAAGAAUUGUUCACGUGUAUGUACAUUUGGCUUUAAAUGUAUGGCUUAGUGACAUUCUUUUUUACAAAUUUCUGAUACAAUAUUAAUACAUUCAACUAAAAUAUAAAUGAACUUAAACUUCAUUACAAAGUGCUUUAAAUUAUUUUUUUUUCAAGUAAAUUUUAUUCCUUAACUGGUAUUGUAAAAUUUGUUGUAAAUUUGAUGUACAUUUUUUGUUGAAAAAUUUAUGAAUAUAUUGCAAAUUAAUAAGCAAUGUCAACAAUGCUUAGUUAUAAUAUAUGUUUAAAAUGUUAAUUAAUUUAUUGCUUGUACAUAGUGUAAAUUGUGCUUGAGCAUUGUAAUAUUAAUUGAUGAUUAUGAAGAAACUAUAUAACUUUUUCAUAUUUUAUUAAUCCAAUCACUUAAUAAAUG